This is a messenger RNA of Paramuricea clavata, 2651 nucleotides long. NCBI's taxonomy places the organism in Eukaryota, Metazoa, Cnidaria, Anthozoa, Malacalcyonacea, Plexauridae. The record is from the annotation of a GenBank genome assembly.
AUGGUAGUUUUGAAGUCAAAGCAAGAAGGAAGUAUAAGUAAUGUUUCGUCUAUAUUUCUUGCCAUUGGGAGAGAUAAAGUUUUGUAUCCCAGUCGAAAUUCAGGCCUAAGUAGGCGAUAUCGCACUAGUUCGUGUGUUCCAACAAGCUUGAAAGCAAGUUCUGCAUUAUACCUAGCAAAGACGACUAUGUGUGCUGGAUAUUUGAUCUUGUUAGCCGGCGAUGUGAAUAUAAACCCUGGGCCCGUAGGAAAUCGUGCUCUGGAAUGUCCAGCUUGCUGUAAAAUUAUUAGAUGUAAUCAAGCUCGAUCGUCAUGUAUGCUAUGUGAACACAGCUACCAUCUGAAGUGUCUCGGAGCCGAUUACGAUCUUACGGGAUAUUGUCGACAAUGUAGUGUACCUUCAGAUGAUUUAAGAUUUGAUAUUGAAGAGUUAAAUAUCUCUCCAAAGCUGGCUAAAGUAAUCGAGCUUCGUGGUCUUAAAAUCUUGCACCAGAAUAUUCAAAGUCUCCGUUGCAAAAUUGACGAACUGAGACUUCUGUUACAUAAGCUUAACUCUGGUGUUCAGUUGUUGGCUAUAACAGAGACGUGGGCUAAUCGUAAUAUAACGGAUGAGGAAUUUGAAAUACCGGGGUAUAACUUGUAUCGAAAGGAUAGAGGAAGUAAAGGCGGAGGAGUAGCAGUAUUUGUCAGAAAUGAUUUGGUAAUUACGAGGGGAGAGGAUCUGGAGAAAUCGGAUGUUGAAGGACUGGAGAUAACUUUACCAAAAUCGCGUAGUUUUCUCCUGGGAACAUUUUAUCGGGCGCCGAAUUCUUCGACUUACUAUGAUAAAAACUUUAUGUUUAAACUAGAAAAUAUCCUGGACAUUGCUGUCUCACAAAACCAGGAAGUAAUUUUAUUAGGUGACUGGAAUACCAAUUUCUUGCAACCCAAAGCUACCAUUGCUGAAUGUAAACAAUUGAAAGCGCUAUUUCGGACAUUGUAUUUUAAACAACUGAUCAAUGAACCGACUAGAAUUACUAAGGACUCACGCACACUUAUAGAUUUGAUAGCUACAAAUAACCCACAGAAUAUAAGCGAUUCCGGAGUAAUACGUACCAGCCUGAGUGAUCAUGAGAUGGUUUAUUGUGUUCGCAAAUUGAAUUGGAAAAAAGCACCAUCCCAAACUAAAACGUUUAGAAACUAUGCUAAUUACAAUCAUGCAAAUUUUUGUGAAGACCUCAAAAAUGUUAAUUUACGUCCCGAAGGCGAAGAAAGUUCAGCUGAUGUUAAUCAGCUCUGGGACGCUUUUGAAAAUGGCUUUAUUUCCAUUGCCAAUAAACACGCACCUGUUAUACAAAAGCGCAUACGUGGAGUUGAUAAUAGUCCUUUUCUGAACAAUGACAUAAGACGUGCUAUGCAUGAACGCGCUUAUUUUCUUAAAAAAGCGAGAAAAUCUGGGCUUGUUGAAGAUUGAUCGACUUACCGUUGUCUUAGAAACCGCGUGACAAACUCGAUCAGAAGGGCAAAGGAAUCAUAUAAUAGGCGUAUUAUUGAGGAAAAUAGCAAUGAUAGCAAGGCGUUUUGGAAAACGAUAAAAAAGGUUUUACCAGGCGAAAGUAAGAAAUUAUCUCCUACUAUGUUUGAUGAAAAUGACAAUGUUUGUCACGAUAAGCAUCGUAUCGCGAACAUGUUUAACAGAUUUUUUGUGACUGUCGUUGAUCGUCUUCGUGAGUCAUUUGUGACUCCCAUGGUGGCUACUUGGAAUUAUGUCGCUGUUGGGCAUCUACAACAAUCUCACCGCCAACCUUUUCAGUUUAACGAUGUCACAGAAAGUUUCGUCUUAACUCAACUUAGUUGUUUAAAGAUACGGAAAGCUCCUGGUUUGGAUAAUAUCCCCCCUCGUCUUCUUAAAGACAGUGCUACUAUUAUUGCCGAGCCUCUCGCGAAUAUUAUCAAUGCUUCCUUACGUCAAAUGCAAGGUACCCGAUGCUUGGAAAGCCGCCCGCGUGAUCCCGUUGUUUAAGAAGGGAAAAGUUGAAAAUGUAAGUAACUAUCGGCCAAUUUCCAUCUUAUCAGCCGCGUCAAAACUGCUGGAAAAAGCUGUUCACAUGCAGCUUUGUGGUUACCUGUUGGAGCAUAAGAUCUUGAGUCCGUACCAGUGUGGCUUUCGCAAGCUCCAUUCUACCCAAUCUGCUGCUCUCUCGUUCGCUGAUACCAUCAGGCGUAACAUUGAUCAAGGAAUCAUGACUGGAGCUGUGUUUAUAGAUUUAAGUAAAGCCUUUGACAGCAUUGACCAUAGCAUCUUAUUGAAGAAGCUCUUCUCUAUGAGUAUUGUUGGCAGGGAACAUGAAUGGUUUGCGGACUAUCUUCGUGGUAGAACGCAAAUUGUUGAUUAUCAAGGAACAUUUUCAGAUCAAGAGGCAGUUAUUGUUGGUGUACCCCAAGGGUCUAUUCUCGGCCCUUUGCUGUUUGUAUUACAUGUGAAUGAUUUGCCGAGUGUUAUUCGACAUUGCCAGAUUCUUAUGUACGCCGACGGCACAGUAGUUUUUUAUUCUGGGAAGAUUGCGUCAACAAUUUUGAGGAAACUUACUGAAGAUCUUGAUGUUAUCGGUUCGUGGCUAUGCAGUAACAGUUUGUUUCUAAAUGUAACUAAGACUGAAGCUAUGUUGUUUG